Molecule: messenger RNA, 4852 nt
Organism: Asterias rubens (European starfish)
Lineage: Eukaryota; Metazoa; Echinodermata; Asteroidea; Forcipulatida; Asteriidae
Product: F-box/LRR-repeat protein 15-like
Exons: 3
Coding region: 351-1247 (298 amino acids)
Source: RefSeq, a predicted model, not a curated record
UUUCCAGUUUCUGCGAUGAUCUUUUAACUUUUAAGACUUGCUGCUGUCAAUUUACCAAUACUUUUUAUUCAUAAAAACAUAAGUUGCAAAAACCAAGCUAUAUCGCUAGAUAGAUUGCCAAUAGGGAUUAUUUUCUGUGGAUGCUGAAGAGUGCCAUUUUGAGAGUGGUUUUUUUGAGAGCGUGUUUGUGAUUGCAUUUUCUUUACCGGCCGGUUGUUUCGGUUUGGCAGUGGCCCAGUGGCAGUGCAUGAGUGCAGUGCCGUGGACGCAGGGUGCGAGUGGCGGGUGACAAGCCUACGACGACGCGAGGCCUAGAGACAGUUUUGUAAUUCAAGAUUUACGAAUCUUUGAUGUCAAAGAUGUCAUCACCACGUCUUAUCGAUCUUCCUUGGGAGGAUGUCCUCAUCACCCGCAUCCUUCCCCAUCUCACCAUCAUUGACAUCUUCAGACUACGCUCCUUAAACAAAGACUUCUGCGACCUUGUCCAGGCUUACUUCCAUCAUCAACGCUCACUGGAUUGGUCCAACAUCACCUGUCGAGCAAGCGCUGAUGCUUUCAAGAUCGCCACAAGGGACGUGGAGAACUUACAGAAGCUCGUUGUAACAAACUGCAGGGGUUGGUUGACUGAUGCGACGCUUGUAUCCAUCAUCAAGAGGAACCAGCGGCUCCGUCAUAUUGACCUAUCGGAAUGCUCCGGGCUGUCGUGUCUGACGAUAAACAUGAUCGCGGGGCGGUGUCCAGAUCUACAGACGAUGCUACUACGGGAGUGUCACUGGGUGUCGUCGUCGAUGGUCGAGUGCCUAACGAUGCAGUGUAAGAAUCUGGAACGGAUCGAUCUGACGGGUUGCUGGGAGCUGAACGAUGACACCAUCUACAUGUUAGCGUCGUUGCAGCCUCAACUUCGCUGGAUUUCGUUGGCGAGGAUCUACGGAAUAACUCAAGUGUCCAUCGAGAGGCUAGCUUUGAAUUGCUACCAGCUGGAGUAUUUGGAUAUAGAAGGAUGCUGGCGUGUUACUGAUGAUGCUAUUCAUAAACUAGCUCAGAAGUGCCAGAGCCUGAAGACGUUGAAGGUUAAAGACUGCCGGAAUAUAACAGAACGAAGCUUAUCCCGACUCCGUAUCCAAGGCGUGAGUAUCGACAUCAGGGGAACUGGACAAAGAACCCGCCCGAAUACUGCAGGCAACGCCCCACCCAACCCGCCUAUGGUCAUGAGGCAGUUUCAGCUACCGCUUAAUUAUAGAUUAUAAACAAUUUGGCGCUCGAGUCAGAAAUUUGUCCAGAUUCCAAAUUUUGUGAUCUGUUGCCUUGGUAACAAAUACUCAUCCAAAUGUUGCCAUGGUAACAAAUGCAUUAUUUUCAACUCUCUGUAUAAUAGCAAACAGCGCCACGUCUGUCAAAAAUUACAUUGUUUGCACUGAGUUAUGAUGUACCAUGGAGAUUGUUAAAUGAUUUUAUUAGGCGAAUCGUGUCUGUAUUUGAAAUUAAGUUCACAUUACUUUGUUCUUUCUGUUUAAAAUCAUGUCAAGAAAUUCACACAGGAAACUACAUUAUUAAUUAUGGUGGCCAAUGUGACUAACAUUGGAAAUGCCCAUCAUCCAGGUCAACGGACUGUUUUAUAUGUUAACAGGGUUUAUGGUUGUAAGCUAGAGAUGUUUUAGUGAUGGGCUCUGAAUCUACAUCUUUGGAAGUCCACCAAGGGCGAGUAGAGCCCUCUGGAGGACCAUAUAUGUACCUCUAUUGGUGGACCAAGUGCCACCCUGUUGGGGGUUUAAGGGGGUAUACAUUGUAUUUUGCUUUGUACCCAGUUUGCCCACAAUUAUUCAUGUUAUAGGGCCACCACCAUUGCCUGAUAAAAAAAACAAGGUAUAAGCCCUGUUCCCAAACUGUCCAUAUUACAGGGCCAACAACAUACAAUAAUUUGAACAGCCUUUUUUGACUUUGUUCUUUCUCUGUGAUAUUUGAUACUCGUUAUCAGUGGCAGAGCCUUCAUCAGUGGCAGAGCCUUCGCAGUGUCUAGGUCAGUGCCGUUAUCAGACAUCAUGUUGUUUAUCAAUUCAGUAUUAGCCCAUCCCUAAGACUCUAUAUCCCAAGACCUGGCUGCUUGAUCAAGGAUGAUCUUUAAUCACACUUGCAGGCCUCGAAAUAAGACUUUGCACCUAAAGCAAUUGUCGUGGUGCCCUGUGCUUUAGAUGUGGUGCCCUUUGCAAGGAACCACAAACUUAUAUUUUCCUCAUAGAGUGCACCUGUCCAGAGAAAUAUUGCAGUGGCCCUUCGAGAGAAAAGUUCAAGGCCCGCAGAUGAUAUUAUUUUGAUUACUUUAGGGGAAACCUGUGCCAGGCAGCAAAGUAUUUGCCUAGAGAACUGGGCAGAAAUUUAGAGUUCAGUGCGGUCCAAUGUUGAUUUCAUGCUGAAUAUAAAAUUGUAAUAUACACUAUAAUGUUAGUGUAGAUUAAAAUCUAUGAGUAUUUAUGUAUAAUGUAUAAGAAGUAAUUGGUUAUUGCAAAGUUAUAUAUAUUUUAUCAAAUCGUAUUCAGGGUAUUUAUGUACAUUGUUUUUAGAAUGAAUUUUGCACUGGCUAUUUGAGAACGGUUCAAACUUUUAAGUUGAAAGGAAGGAUAUUCAAUUUUAGACCCAAGAUGCGUUUGUUUUUUAAAAGUCCUUUAAUUGAUGUGCUAUUUAAGUGAUCGUUGUUGUCAUUAUGCACAAAUACAGGGUUAUAAAUAAAGCAUGCACAGUUAAUUUUGGUUGUGGUACAAACAUUUUCUUUCUUCGACUUGGAGAAUUGACUGCUCCAGUAAGCCAUGUCUCUUAAUAUAUUUAGAGCAAUCCCAAUUUUGAACAUAAAACAAUGUCAAAACAGUUCUUCCGCUUCGAAGCACAAUGAACAAUUUGGGUUAGUGACAGUCUCAAACAUAGGGCUGGAUAGCUCAGUUGGUAGAGCUCCGGUACGCUAAUCCAGAGAUCGUUGGUUCAAGUCCCGUUUCGUUAAUCUCCUUCGUUAAUCUCCUUUAUUAAAACCAUAAUAAUUUCAUAAAUGCAGGUAAAACUUUAGCACAUCCUCCUUGUAUCACUAAUUUUUUUAUUUUUUUAAACAACACAACCUUUAAAAAUACAAAACUUUAAUAAAAAAGUCACUUGGCUCGACAUCUUUUUAAAAUAAAAUCUAAAGUUAUAUAACAUGCAGAUAAAAAUGAAAUAAACAUUACUUUACACAACAUAAAAACAAAUACAUGUAUUACUGUUGAUCAAAAUUACGUUAACCCAUCACACCAAUGAGGGCAAUAUCUCUGCACCGAAACGCUUACCCGAGGCUUAACAAACUGUUGCUUUUAUUUCUUGUCAAACCUUGGUCUAGAGGAUGACACCUCCUGAACCUCGCAUUUCAGAGGUUGUACAGUCUCUCUACAUCCCCAUGAAUAAAGGAGUAGGGUAGUGGGCCCAAGUCUCCCCUUGGUCUAGAGGAUGAAGCCCCCUGAAUCUCAUGGGUGUUUCAUUUCAGAGGUUUUACAGACUCUCAACAUCCCCAUGAAUAAAGGACUUUGGUAGUGGGUCUGGGUCUCCCCUUGGUCUAGAGGAUGAAGCCCCCUGAACCUCAGGGGUGUUACAUUUCAGAGGUUUUACAGACUCUCAACAUCACCAUGAAUAAAGGAGUAGGGUAGUCGGCCUGGGUCUCCCCUUGGUUAGUCUAGAGCAGCGAGAUUGUAGCCCCCUGAACCUCCUGGGUGUUACAUUUCAGAGGUUUACAGACCCUCAUGGGUGUUACAUUUCACAAAUAAAAUAUUUCUUUCAUCCCGCUUAUUGGCACCUUUGCUUUUAAAAAAAAUAAGAUAACAAAAAAUCUUUUUUAACUUUGCACAUGAAAUUACGAGAGAAAAAACCACUGACCCCAAACUAGGCAGCAUCAACUGAAUACAUUUGUCAUGAACUUCUUAACAAACAAACAAAAUCACAAAUUAAAGUCAAGUUUAGCUUUUACUUUCAGAAAAAAUAAAUCAGAAAAAAUAAACAAGAAAAAUACAGGCCUUCUUUGGUGGUUUUGUUGCUAUUUGGAACAUCCACCUUGCACCAAUGGCAUGCCUGCAACUCAGCGUUCUUCCUGAACAGUGGUCUGCUUGCCAGAUACAACACUUUCUUUCUUUGUUUUUCUUAAUGAUGUUCCCAUCAAGAACUCGGAAAUCUCCACAAGGGGAUAUACACACCAAGCUUGCAACAGUCAAUCUCUCUUAUAGCAACUUUGGCUUAACGUCUUUGAUUAUGCAUCGCACAAAUCAAGAAAUGUUUACACAGUUACUUGACGACAAUACUUAUUCUAGUAAUUGUGAGAACAGUGGUUAGCUUGGUAGGAUUCGAACCCACAAACUUGUGAUUGCAAGUCUUGCAGUCUAACCACUUGACAACUGUGAACCCCAAUGACCAUUGAGAGUUCUGUCCAACUGGUCCAGAUAGAUACUUUCUUGCUUUCGUCAACUACAAUAGCGACAUGGCCAUCACUUUUAUGCAAGAUGCAGCACCAUCCCUUCACAAAAUAUUUGGCGAAAAAGUUGCAACUAUUACGACUCUACCUAGCACACACAUGGCCAUUAUUUAGGAUACUUGGCACUUUUGUUAUGAAAAAAACUGGGCAAAAUUUCACAUUCAUCACCGAGUCAAUUCAAAAUAAAAAUAAAAAAAUUCAAAAAACAACUCUGUUCAACAUACCUUCAUCUUUUUCUUACAAAUUUAAACUCUUUUUAAACGACAAAAAGCAAGAUAUACAAAAAACAGACAUCUUCUUGCCACACAAAUACUUUCAACUAAAAUAAAUAAUGCAACAUCAAGGGAAAAAAAAAAUGGUCAACAAAAACAAGUUUAA